Messenger RNA from Abrus precatorius (Indian licorice), 995 nucleotides. Its product is annotated as serine-aspartate repeat-containing protein I-like. The record is from RefSeq and is a predicted model, not a curated record. The transcript is spliced from 2 exons. Bases 93 to 590 code for a protein of 165 amino acids. Lineage: Eukaryota; Viridiplantae; Streptophyta; Magnoliopsida; Fabales; Fabaceae.
CACCUCACUCACAAAACACACUCUUUCUUUCUCAUUCAAACACUUCUCCAACCUUUUCUCAAGUUUUAUUUGAAUCCCUCUCUCCUUUCCAAAUGGCCAGUGUUGAGGUUGUACAACAAGCUCCACCACCAGUGCAAGAGAAUGAAACAACCGAGGUAACCAAGACCCAGGAAACAACCACAGAACAACCAGCCACUGAGGUUCCUGCCCAAGAACAAUCAGUAGCUGAGGUUCCUGCUCCAGAAUCGACCACCCAACAACCAAAGGAAGAAACCACCGAAGAACCAAAAGAAACAGAAGCAACAACAGAAGCUCCAGCUGCUACAGAAACCCAAGUUCUAGUUGAAGGUGAGACUGUGGAGGAGGUAACAAAGGACAAAGAGGAAGCAAAGCCAGAGGAAGAGAAGCCAGCAACAGAGAAAUCAGAGGAAAAAACUGAAGAAGUGAAAGAAGAAGCAACAGCAGAGGAGCCUAAAGAAGCUACCAAAACAGAAUCAGCACCAACAGCAACAGCACAGGAAGAGAACAAACCAGCUGAGUCAGCAGCGGAAGCCACAGAAGAGGUUACUGUUGAGAAGGCUGAAGCUUAGAACUACGGAUAGAGUGAGUAAAAAAAAAUGUUUAAAUCGUCCUUCUUGUUGUUGGGAUCAGGUCUACCAUUUUGCAUGUCAUGGUUGAAAAGCUUUUCUAUUUUUAUUUCAUUAGUCUUUAUUAUUAAUAUUAUUAUAUGAUGGUAAGUCUUAUGGUUGUAUGGUGGGUAUACCUACAUGUAAGCAUGGCCCUUGGCUCCACGUCAGCAUACAUGCCAAGAGCUGGACAUGAGAGAUACUAGGAGUUGUGUAUUGAAGUGAACUAAGCUGCUGGCGCUUGAGUUUGUGGAUGAUGGUUAUGGGUGGGUUACAUGAGUUUGUGAUGGUGUGUUAUUGUGUUUCUCUAGGUUUGAAUAAAUGAUAUUUACUUUUAUACUGUUACUUUUAUCAAAGAAUAUUUCGUUU